Messenger RNA from Acanthamoeba castellanii str. Neff, 1245 nucleotides. RefSeq lists its product as uncharacterized. Bases 1 to 1245 code for a protein of 414 amino acids. NCBI's taxonomy places the organism in Eukaryota, Discosea, Longamoebia, Acanthamoebidae. The record is from RefSeq and is a predicted model, not a curated record. The transcript has 7 exons.
AUGGAGCCGCCGGUGUGGGGCGCGGGCUGGUGGGUAGGGCGCAACCUGAGCACCCAGGCGCCAAAGGAGGAGCCCAACCCUUCCACUCUGCCCCCGCCUGCCGAGGAGCCCAUCACGCAUACCGUCGAGUCGCUCACAGAGUCCUACUACGCCUUCCAGGACUCCGUCCUUAACAUCCAGAUUAUGGGGAACAGUGUGCCUCGAUUCUGGGUGGGCCUAGUGGCGUUCGGGCUGUUCGGUCUGGGCAAGGACCUCCUGUCCCUGGGCGUCGCUGACCAAAUCGAGCACAGGCCCGACUUGACAACGGAGCAGAAGCUUCAGCUGUCAGCUCUUGCCGGCGACAAAGAAGACUUUGUCCUGACGCAGCUCCCGACGGCCGUCUCGAUGAGCGAUCCGUUCACGCUGCUCACCCUGCCCCUGCUUUCGUCGCUGUUUGCGGCCAGCGUGGGCAUUUGGUGGGGCCGAUUCCGAAUCAAGAAGCUCUUCGACAAGUUCGUCUUCAUGGAGACUAAGAAGGGACACGUGGCCCCGCCGGAGGUGAUCGACGGCGCGCGCAAGGGCAUCAUCACCCGCGGCUCCACCGCUACGGCCGUGGGCACCAUGGCCCUCACCACCACCUAUAUCUCCUUCUAUGCCAUCAUCACCAGAAUGAAUGAGUGGAAGUGGACCGUGCCUGCGGGCAAGGAGGGCGAGCUGCAGCGCAAGCUGCCGUCGGACCUCGAGCUGAAGGCCUUCAGCGCGGCCUCGUUCGUCUAUUUCGUGUUCAUCCAGCUGCUCGUCCUCAAGUUCACGCCCUUCGUCAUCCUGCCGUCGCUCACCGCGCUCUUCCCGCUCACGGCCGUGCUCGCCCAGUCGCCCGUCUUCCUCCGUAUGCAGGACAAGACCAAGGGCAAGCUCGAGACCCUCGAGGCCAAGGGCGUCUUCGGCACGCUCCCCUCCGGCGAGGGCAAGGAGCUGGACUUUGACGGCGAGGGCGCCGACGAGGGCGCCUACGGCCUGCACAGCGCCGACCACGACGACGACGACCUCGGCUCUAGGCCCGCCGCCGGCGACGGCUCUUUGUCGACGAAGCCCAACAACGUGUUCGACAAGACCGCGGGCGCGACGCGUGUGCGUGCGAUCGUGUCGAGGCGGAAGCGGGAGCAGAGCGCCGACGGAGCCGCGGGCGGCGGUGACGAGGAGCACGGCAAGGAGAAUCAGUGGGGCGACGUGGUGCUCGAGGACGAACAGAACCAGCAGCAGUAG